Linum tenue is the source of this 1904-nucleotide messenger RNA. Lineage: Eukaryota; Viridiplantae; Streptophyta; Magnoliopsida; Malpighiales; Linaceae. The record is from the annotation of a GenBank genome assembly.
CCGGUUUUCCAACCUUCUUCCCUCCCAAAGGUGCGACUCGACUCUCACCAACUCCCACAAUUUUCCAAUUUGGCAAAUCGCCCACCACCUAACAACACCAACCCAACCGGGGGCGGCCCUUUUCAUUCUUAUACCCAGAUCUCUGAAUCUGUUCUUGACUCGCUCUUUUGCUUCAAUUCAUCUCACAGGAGCAAUAUUAUGGCUGCGCAAACAAGAAUCGGCCUUGCUGGUCUGGCUGUCAUGGGCCAGAACCUAGCUCUCAAUAUUGCGGAAAAAGGAUUCCCCAUUUCAGUCUAUAAUCGAACUACCUCCAAGGUUGAUGAGACUGUUGAGAGAGCAAAGAGAGAGGGAAACCUUCCACUCUAUGGCUUUCAUGAUCCUGAAUCUUUUGUUAAUUCAAUCCAAAAGCCUCGGGUGAUAGUCAUGCUAGUCAAAGCCGGGGCGCCAGUUGAUGACACAAUCAAGACUCUUUCUGCUUACAUGGAGAAAGGUGACUGCAUCAUUGAUGGUGGGAAUGAGUGGUAUGAGAAUACCGAGAGGAGGCAGAAGGCAAUGCUUGAAAAGGGUUUGCUCUAUCUUGGAAUGGGAGUUUCGGGAGGCGAGGAAGGUGCAAGAAAUGGACCUUCGAUGAUGCCUGGAGGUUCCUUUGAGGUGUACAAGUACAUUGAAGACAUCCUUCUCAAAGUGGCGGCUCAAGUUCCCGACAGUGGUCCUUGUGUGACAUAUAUUGGAGAAGGUGGAUCAGGUAACUUUGUUAAGAUGGUCCACAAUGGAAUCGAGUAUGGUGAUAUGCAGCUAAUUGCAGAAGCAUAUGAUGUGCUGAAAUCAGUUGGAAAGCUUUCAAAUGAGGAAUUGCAUAAGGUGUUCACAGAAUGGAACAAGGGCGAGCUUCUAAGCUUCCUGGUCGAAAUAACUGCUGAUAUUUUUGGAAUCAAAGAUGACAAGGGAGAAGGGUAUUUGGUUGAUAAGGUUUUGGACAAAACUGGUAUGAAAGGGACUGGGAAAUGGACAGUGCAGCAAGCUGCUGAUCUAUCCAUUGCAGCACCCACCAUUGCAUCUUCGCUUGAUGCAAGGUUUCUUAGUGGUCUGAAGGAGGAAAGGGUCCAAGCUGCUGAAGUGUUCAAGUCUGGUGGGUUUUCCGAUAUUUUGAGUGAACAGGUUGUGGACAAGGAGAAGCUGAUUGACGAUGUGAGGAAGGCUCUCUAUGCUUCCAAGAUUUGCAGCUAUGCACAGGGAAUGAAUUUAAUUCGUGCAAAGAGUGUUGAGAAAGGAUGGGGGCUGAAGUUGGGAGAACUUGCUAGGAUUUGGAAAGGAGGCUGCAUUAUCCGAGCCGUGUUCCUUGAUAGGAUUAAGAAGGCAUAUGAUCGUAACCCCGAACUGUCUAACCUUCUUGUGGAUCCUGAGUUUGCGAAGGAAAUCAUUGAGCGCCAGACUGCAUGGAGAAGGGUUGUGUGUCUAGCUGUCAGCUCUGGCGUUAGCACUCCUGGUAUGUCAUCUAGUCUUGCUUAUUUUGACUCAUACAGGAGAGAGAGAUUGCCUGCUAAUUUGGUGCAGGCGCAAAGAGACUACUUUGGUGCUCAUACUUAUGAGAGAACCGACAUGGAAGGAUCGUUCCAUACUGAAUGGUUCAAGAUUGCCCGACAGUCGAAGUACUGAGUCGUUUCCUGACGUCUUGAAGCUUGUUUCUAGCAUAAUAAACCGAGACCAGUCUUUUCGGUGUGGUGAAACUUUUAUCCUUGUUGGAUGUACUUUGGCAGGUUCUAACUGCUUUCUGUUGUAACGAUUUUAAAGAUUUUACAUUUGCUACUUUGGUUGAGAUAUGUCACCCCCUAUGGGAGUUCUAUCAUAUUGUUGGAAAUUUGAUGUUUAUUGAGAAAUUGAAAUAUGAUGGCUUUAUUCUCAGU